Molecule: messenger RNA, 1713 nt
Organism: Suillus bovinus
Lineage: Eukaryota; Fungi; Basidiomycota; Agaricomycetes; Boletales; Suillaceae
Product: D-xylose-proton symporter
Exons: 19
Coding region: 1-1713 (570 amino acids)
Biological process (GO): carbohydrate transport; transmembrane transport
Cellular component (GO): membrane
Molecular function (GO): carbohydrate:proton symporter activity
Source: RefSeq, a predicted model, not a curated record
AUGCCCCAAUCACUGCGUUCAGAUUCGACUGGGUUCAAGCAAGAGGAUUGGAAUAUCAAUACUGUCUCUGACUUGGCCCUCACUGACCCCCAAGGUCGCGUUGGAUUCAGAGGCCUUUUUGAAAAUAAAUUUCUACUUGGUAUAUCGCUAUUUUUGACUCUUGGAGGAUUCCUCUGUGGGUACGACCUAGGAGUCCUCAGUAAUGUGCUUGCUAUCGAGUCUUUUGGAGCGAAGUUCCCAGAGAUCUACACGAAUGGAACGCUGAAGGGAUGGCUUGUCUCUACAUUUGUGCUUGGCGAGUCAACGUGGCACACCGCAAGCAUCGGACGAAAAAUUAGCAUAAUAUGCAAUGCUGUAAUCUUUGCUCUUGGUAGUUCACUCCAAGCAUCUGCCACGUCUCCCAUUUACCUGUUCGCUGGUCGCGCUGUUGCUGGUUUGGCAAUCGGUUCUCUGACACAUGUCGUCCCAAUGUAUCUCGCUGAGAUAUCAUGCCCCCAAAUUCGCGGAUCUUUAAUUUCUCUGCAACAACUCGCUAUUACAUCCGGGGUUAUUGUCAGUUACUGGAUCACGUAUGGUACAUCACAUAUCGGGGGAACCCGAUGUGCUCUGGGAAUAUUGUACACCAGUGGGACGCUUCAGAACAUGCUUGCAUUCAAUCCUCAUACCGAUGUCCCGCAUGGCGGUUGCACUGGUCAAACACAAGCGUCAUGGAGAGUUCCGCUUGCAUUCCCAAUAUUGCCUGCCUUGUGUCUUGCUAUAGGAAUGUUCUUCAUGCCAUACUCGCCCCGUUGGCUCGUUGAGCAAGGCCGCGAGGUGGAUGCUCUGGCGACCCUGUCACGUCUUCGACGAAAACCUGCUACAAAUUUUUCGGUUCGCACUGAAUUCCUGGAGAUCAUGACUGAAGUUUGUUUUGCGAAAGAGGUCAUGGAAAUGGCAUAUCCUGAUGCGGGGCCAGUCGCGCAGGUAAUCAAUAAAUACCUUGCAUUGGUGUCUAGCUGGCCAAAGGCCAAGCGUAUAAUUGUUGGAUGCCUCAUUAUGAUGCUCCAACAAAAUAUGGGAGUGAACACACUUUUCUAUUUAGUGCCCAUGAUUUUCAGGCAACUAGGCCUUAAUCCCAAUACUACUACCUUCCUGAUUGCCACUGGGGCUUAUUCGAUUGUUCACACGCUCGCUACUUUACCUGCUAUCUUUCUUGUCGAUAGUGUGGGCAGACGACUUAUACUAAUAUCUGGUGCCGCUGGAUGUUUAAUUUGCCUUGCAAUCGUAAGUUCUAUCGCAAAUGUGUACGGCAAGGAUUGGCCAGCGCAUUUAGUAUCGGCUCGUAUUGCCAUUGUCUUCGUGUUUUUCUAUGAUGCCAUCUUCUCUUACUCGUGGGCUCCGAUGGGAUGGGUUGUUACCAGCGAGAUAUUCCCGUUGCACCUCCGGUCCACUGCUAUGUCCAUCACCACAUCGACGAUGUGGUCAUCGAACUUCGCGGCUGGACUCUAUGCGCCGACGACGAUGGAUCCAAGUGUGGGUGGGGUAGGGUACUACAUAUAUGUCGCGUCUUCUCUUGCCGCGCUACUCUUAGCCACAUUCUUUAUCCCAGAAACAAAGGGCCAGUCCUUGGAAGAAAUGGAUCUUGUGUUUCGUGAUAAUGCUACUGAUAGUCAGCAAAAACGCAAGAAGGGCAUUCGUCGGGAGCUUGGUCUGCAUUCACUGGGCGCACUGUAG